This is a messenger RNA of Centropristis striata (black sea bass), 3092 nucleotides long. RefSeq names its product defective in cullin neddylation 1 domain containing 3 (gene dcun1d3). Lineage: Eukaryota; Metazoa; Chordata; Actinopteri; Perciformes; Serranidae. Gene Ontology annotation, molecular function: ubiquitin-like protein binding; cullin family protein binding; ubiquitin conjugating enzyme binding. The coding region runs from base 616 to 1605 and encodes 329 amino acids. Gene Ontology annotation, cellular component: ubiquitin ligase complex. The transcript is spliced from 5 exons. The record is from RefSeq and is a predicted model, not a curated record. Gene Ontology annotation, biological process: positive regulation of ubiquitin-protein transferase activity; protein neddylation.
AAAUGCCACAAUGUAGCUCCACUCAAUGACUAAAAGGGGGAAGCACAAAGAAAUUGGCUGCUUUAGUCCGAGAUGGUCCUUUAACUUAACUUCAAAGAGCCACCAUCAUUCCAAGCGCAUUCAAUAGCACACCCUGGUUGCUAGCUUUUUCACUUAUUGUUUUCUAAAAGCGGAGUUGAAUUCGAUAUUGAUGUGUGAAGUUUUUGUCAGCUGCCAGCUAGUUAGCUAGCAAUCUGAGUUAAACGCGACGAGUUUUGCCUCAGUUCGCUUCUGGUGGUAUCAUACGCUACCUUGGUCAACUUACUAACUAACUGUAAUUUUUACUGGCGUUCCUGAAGUGAUGUACAUCCAACCUCUCACAGUAGGAUUUUACAAAAAGCAUUGCGGAUGUCAAGGUCACAGUGAUGGAGCAGAAUAGAAAGACACUUUGAUCUGUGGCCAAUGCCGUCAGAGGAAUUGUCUGGUUUUUAAGUCUGGCAGUGGAUCGUGGCAGUUUUGGCACAGGCCUGAGGGUAUGUUGAGACGUCUCGCAGGGCCAGAGAAGAGGCGUCUAGGUGGUUCGGACGGGGACUGAAGGUGAGGAGGAAAGACAGAAGAGGGACCAGGGAGGAAGACAUGGGUCAGUGUGUCACAAAGUGUAAGAAUCCAACGUCCUCACUCGGCAGCAAGAGUGGAGACAAGGAGAGCGGUUCCAAGUCCCACCACAAGAAAGGAGGCAGUGCUGGUGGCGGUGGGGGCCACAAAGAAGAGCCCAGUGCCCCGUGUAGCAAAGCCACCAGCGACCUGUCGAAUGGCACCAAGGCCUUGGAGGUUACAGUGGAGACGCCCGUCAUCCCUGCUGUGAAGGGGGACCUGUGCAAGGACGAGUGUCUGGAUGGAGACGGGCUGUCGUUGCUGCGCAUUGAGGAGCUAUUCUGCUGCUACAAGGACGAACAGGAAGACGCCAUCUUGGAGGAAGGCAUGGAGAUGUUCUGUAAUGACCUGUGUGUGGACCCGGCAGAGUUUCGUGUCCUUGUUCUUGCCUGGAAGUUCCAAGCAGCCACCAUGUGCAAGUUUACAAGGAAAGAGUUUGUUGAAGGUUGUAAGGCCAUCCAGGCAGACAGCCUUGAGGGUAUCUGCUCACGUUUCCCCAUCAUGCUGCUGGACGCUCGGGGCGAGGAGAACUUCAAAGACCUGUACCGAUUCACCUUCCAGUUUGGCCUGGACGCUGACGAGGGCCAGCGCUCUCUGCAGCGCGAAAUCGCCAUCGCCCUGUGGCGCCUGGUGUUCACCCAGGACUCGCCCGAGAUCCUGGAGCACUGGCUGGACUUCCUGUCGGAGAACCCCUCAAGUAUUCGGGGCAUCUCCAGGGACACGUGGAACAUGUUCCUCAACUUCACCCAGACUAUCGGGCCCGACCUGAGCAACUACAGCGAGGACGAGGCCUGGCCCAGCCUAUUCGACACCUUCGUGGAGUGGGAGUUGGAGCGCAGGAAAAAAGACGAGGAGCAGGCGCUGAUGGAAAAGGAGGAAGAGGGGAGGUGUACUGAGACAGAGUGUUCUCCCACCACAGACAGACUUGAAACAGAGGGAAGCCGCGGCUCACAGACGUGGGGGGGCCACUGACCAGGAAUUAAGAAAUAUUUGUAAGGGAGGGACGGAUACGAUCUACACCUGAACUGUACAUCUGUGAAUCAUUGGAUGAAUAUUAGUAUUACCAUUACAGCUGUUUAUUUCGCUCAUCUUUUCUGUUGGGGUGGGAUUCCUGCUUUGCACCCUUAUUUUUUUGGUUUUCGAAAGGGCUCUAAGAACUGUCAUGUUUUAAGCACUUCUAUUUAAGUUAUUGUUUUACUUUUUUCUCCUCCCAUGUGUGUUUUUAGUAACUGGACAUGUGGUCCAUUUUAACCUCGCCCUACUUACCAUAACCCAGCAGAGUUAGAUCAGAAAAAGCUUGGUAUUAAAAAAACGGGCAACAGAAAGCCAUAACCUUUCCCCACAAUUAUCAACUAUAGACAGUUCAUUUUGACCUGGUAACACUGCUGAUAUGUUUUAUACAAGGAAAUAGUUAACAAUAAAGAAGAAGGGAAAUCUUGGCAACCUGUCCACCAAUAGUUUCUUACUAUCAAAACAAAAGGGUGAGGGUCAGCGAAAUCCUCUUGAUUGGACUAAUCUAGUUAGAUUGUAUGCUUUUAUCUUGCAGUGCUGUGAGGAUGAAUUGGUUGCACUUGUAUUGCCUUCACACACACCUGUUGGCCUGCAAUCACAUGGCAAACGGUAAUGGAUUACAAUUCUGUCACAAGGGCAUUGUUUUGAAAGAUAAUACAAAGUUGUAAUAUCCAUUUAAAAUCCAAGUUGAUUUCAAUGAUAACAGACCCACCCUCUCUUCUGUGUUGAGUGUUUUUGAGUGCUACUAGUGCAGUGAGCGGCUUCGCUUUUUUAAAGCAGCUGGCUGUGCUCCCUUUUGACCUCUAGCAUCUGCCAUUUUGAUGUCCACCUAUUUUCAAGAAGCAGUUAAGUGUGUAAAACACAAUGAUGCUGGCUUUUCUCAGAUGCCUCAUUUGAUCUCAUUUUAGGAAGUCUGUAACACAACAAAUCAGCUAAUGCUAGGUCUCAGUCAUUUCUCAAUAGAUGAUGUCUAAAAAAUAACCUGCGUUACAUUCAGGACCAUGAACACUGGGCGCCACACAAGGCUUAUUUUGUUUACCUUCAGGAGUUUAAGAGCCUUCACAUCCUUAAACUGCUAUACAGAGAAAAAAAGCGUGCUGCUGCUGGUGAUGGUUAUAAUGGAUUGCACAAAUACCAAUGGCAUGAUUAGUCGCUAUACUUGCAAAGCUUUGCAGAAAGAUUGAUGUCAAUCACAUAAUUUCCAUUUUAAACCUUUUCCAAACUGUAGAUUGAUCUUAAGUAUAGCCUAGGGUGUUUUGGGACGAGUGAAUGAGUGUUAACUUGACAAGCUGGCUAAUCAAGAGCCUGUGGCGGUGUGGUAAGAGGGUGGCCAUAACCUGAUCUGUUUGGUUUACAUCUAUAUUGGAUUUAUUUCAGACCCCCUUUGUCCUUUUUUUUAUAUAAAAUGUAUUGAUUUAUAAUAAAUAAAAACAGUGUUGAACUUUUAA